UCAGGUGAGUGACGGGCGAUGUGCGGUCACUGCUUUGCAGUGGCGUGCGCCGCGAGCGCCCACGGUGCACAUGAUCAUUCCAGGCCCCGGCAGUGAUGGAAGCAUGGCACUCUGGCGGGCAUACCAGCGUGCCCUGGCCCAGCACCCGUGGAAAGUCCAGGUCUUGACGGCCGGGUCCCUGAUGGGCCUGGGUGACAUUAUCUCACAGCAGCUGGUGGAGAGGCGGGGUCUGCGGGAACACCAGGCCAGCCGGACUCUGACCAUGGUGUCUCUGGGCUGUGGCUUUGUGGGCCCUGUGGUAGGAGGCUGGUAUAAGGUUCUGGACCGGCUCAUCCCAGGGAACACCAAAGUGGAUGCACUGAAGAAGAUGCUGGUGGAUCAGGGGGGCUUUGCCCCAUGUUUUCUAGGCUGCUUCCUCCCAUUGGUAGGUGCCCUCAAUGGACUGUCUCCCCGGGACAACUGGGCUAAGCUACAAAAGGACUAUCCGGAUGCCCUCAUCACCAACUACUACCUCUGGCCUGCUGUGCAGUUGGCCAACUUCUACUUGGUGCCCCUGCACUACAGGUUGGCCGUUGUCCAGUGUGUUGCUGUCAUCUGGAACUCGUACCUGUCCUGGAAGGCACACCAGCUCUAGGCCCACGUUGCUCCAUGGUAUGCACCUUGCAGCAACAUAGCUUGACUCUGGAAUGGUCGGACAACCUCCUCCAAGGGGCUGGGACAGGGUCCAAGCAGUUGGGAUUGGCACUUUGAGCUGGCAUGAUUCACUCUGCAAUGUAAACUGACUGCUUCUGAAAUUGGUAGAGCCUUCACAAUGCAUCAGCUUACAACAGUGCUACUUCCCAAGCAAUGUAGCAUUAGGUGAUUUUGUCAGUGUGACCCUCCCAGAGUGGACGUACCCAAACCAAGAUGGUAGGGCCAGCCACUUGAGGUGGCCUCUUGUUCAAUCAAGAAAGGUAAUAAACGUGAAGCCUACAGAC
This is a messenger RNA of Ochotona princeps (American pika), 977 nucleotides long. RefSeq names its product mitochondrial inner membrane protein MPV17 (gene MPV17). Gene Ontology annotation, cellular component: membrane; cytoplasm. The transcript has 8 exons. NCBI's taxonomy places the organism in Eukaryota, Metazoa, Chordata, Mammalia, Lagomorpha, Ochotonidae. The record is from RefSeq and is a predicted model, not a curated record. Bases 71 to 634 code for a protein of 187 amino acids.